Molecule: messenger RNA, 4749 nt
Organism: Arachis duranensis
Lineage: Eukaryota; Viridiplantae; Streptophyta; Magnoliopsida; Fabales; Fabaceae
Exons: 14
Coding region: 340-3984 (1214 amino acids)
Biological process (GO): spindle assembly; microtubule nucleation; mitotic cell cycle
Cellular component (GO): spindle pole; gamma-tubulin complex; centrosome
Molecular function (GO): gamma-tubulin binding; microtubule minus-end binding
Source: RefSeq, a predicted model, not a curated record
AUGCCAUCGGCUCAUCUAGUUAUUUGUUAUCCCACCCAUUCUUUUUCCUUUUUUGUUGUUCAUAUAUUAUACCAUAACCAUCAAGUCAUCACUCAUCAGUUCAAUUUUAAAUUCACGUUACUUUUCAAAUCACUUUACUUUUGCUCUAAAUACUAAGCACCACCAAGAGUGUCACUUGCUUCCCUUCUUCAUUCGCCGAGCAGUGUGCUUCCUGGUAACUCAGAAUCGAACCGGCUCGGCGUCCUUCGUCCUCAGCCUCGUCCGUUGCGGCGUUGCCGCCUCCGCAAGAAGUGAUUAACGCUGAAAAGGUUAGUGAGAGCACUCAAUUGACAGUGCCCAAUGGGUGUGGAUGCGAGAUUUGCAUCUUUGUUGCAGAAUUUGAGGGUGCAAGAUCCAUGGGUUCCACCAAGCACAUGGGAAUCCAUACCCUCUGAAAGUGGACUCCGCCCCUCGUUUCCUUCUUCCUCCGUCUCAGAUCAAACCCUCUCCGCUCUCUCUGAAUCAAGUCUUGUGAGGCUGGCGACAAAUGCUUUGCAAGGUGUAAAAUCAUCUGUUCUCAGCAUCCAACAACUCUCUGCCUUAUUUUGUUCUGAUCCAGCUGACAGGACCUUCCACCACAUUUCCAGUCUUUGGAAUCGGGCUUCCAGCACUCGAUCUUUGGGAAACUUGCUUACAUCUAUAGGGUCCACCAGCUCUCUAGUUAUUCUUAUCCGUGAAUUUGUAGGUUAUUUUACAAUUAUGAAUCUACAGGACAGUUUUCAAAGUCAAAAUGAUCAAGAGUUCCCUCCUUAUAGUCUUGUUAAUCAAGCCUUUGCAGUUGCUGUGGGAAAGGUCUUGGAAGGGUACCUUUGUGGAUUGGACACGGUUCAUGCGUCUAUAGCUUUAAGACAUUCAUCAAAGGAUGUUGAUGUUGAUGUUGAUUUCCCUGCAUCCGGAUGUUUGAAGAGUGUAGUGCAUUCUGAAAUUACGCUGCUUGAGUUUUACUUGCAUACUAAAGAAUUAAGAACUUGGGUUGAAGCCCUUGCAAGCAUAUGCAACCUACAAAAGUGGGUCCUUCGCUUUUCAGAAAUUUCUCUGGAGGAGGUGAUUACUGAAGCUAUGGCUGAGUUUCGUCACUACUACAGAGGAGGAGAUCUAUUGACAUUUUUGUAUGCACAGUUACAGGUUGCUGAUACUGCUCAUUGUACACUUCUCAAGUUUCUCUUUCUUCAAUCAUGUGAACCAUAUUGUGGGUUCAUAAGAUCGUGGAUUUUCAAAGCAGAAAUCCAUGACCCAUAUAAGGAGUUUAUUGUAGAAAACAUGGAGUGUUCACCUCCUAAGUCUCAUCUUAAAUCUAGCAAUUCUAUGGACGUUCCAUCAACACAUAUCAGAGUGAGAGAUGAUGUUUCCAUUCCUGAAUUUCUUAAAGACUUCCUGGUUCCACUUGUUAGAGCUGGUCAGCAGCUGCAAGUAUUGUUAAAAUUGGUUGAACUUUGUGUACAUGUUACUUCUGGAGAACAUAGUUCUGAAGACUUUCUUCCUUGCUGGAGUGGCUUUGCUAGUAGUAUUACAUCUUAUUCUUCUCCGUUGACUUUCAGCAGAGAUGUUAUAGAUGUUAUGGUGAUUGCAAGGGAAAACUAUUUUGAAAGGAUGAAUGAAAAAAUUGAUAGCCUACUCAGCAGCUUAGAAAUCAGAUACCAACGGGUAGCUACACAUGCUUCAGUAUCUUUUGAUAAUGUUGGAGGAGAUCUUGACAAACUAGAACAGGUCAUGGAAGAAGAUGAAUCUAUUGUCCGUUCAACAGCAGAUAAAAGAAGUUCAAACAUGGAUGCUGAUAGUAUGGACUCUGAUUCCUCAAGAAGACUUCACGAAUUAUCUUUGUUGGAUGAUAUGUACAGUUCAUCUGAGAGUUUGUCCUUAAAUGGCUCUGAAGAGCAAUUGGAUUCUGAUCAGCAUCAUGACUGGCCUUGUCUCAUAGUUGGGGGACAAAAUCAGUUAUCUGCUUUAAGUUUCUUGAAGGGUACUACCUUGAAUAGUUCAAUACAGGAUUGUUGUCAUCAUGAGAAGCCAGGGAGUGAUUCACAUGGAAUUUGUGAUAAUACAGAUGCCAGUGAUCAUUUGCUAAAGUCUUCCCAUGAGGGAGUGAUAUCAAAUAACAUGUCUAAUCCUCUAAAUUCAGGGAAUUCACAGUUCCCUUGUGUAUUCAGUAUUCAGUAUAGAUACAGUAUGACUGACAGUUAUUCAGAAAUGGGGAACUUAUUGAAUAACUCAGUUGAUGAUGAUGAAUCAAUUGUGCGAAAGAUAACUGAAAAGCAACCAGGAUCCCUGGGAUACUCCAUAUCAUGCCAUGAUGUUUUAUCCAUUAAGGAUAAUUUUAUUUGGACAGCCACAAGUGAGGCUCAACCUGAUAAUAAUUCAUUUACUUCAAAUUUGUAUACUUUACAACUGCAAAAAGUUGGUCAUAAGUAUAAUAUUCCUAAUCUCCUUAGUAUGAAUCCAAUGUUAACAAGAAAUGAGUUGCUUCACUGGAUGGAUGGGAGUGGAGAAAGAUUCAAAGCCAACCAUGAACGUCCUUUCCCGUAUGUAAACUUUUCGACAGUGGAGGACCCAUGUAAGGUUUAUAUGGACAAGUUAUUCAUCGGUUCUAGAGCUACAAGUGCAUCUUCAAUUCCAUUGAAUGGUAGUGCAGCCAAUUAUGGUAACAAGAAUACUAAAUAUGGUGAAAUGGGAAUUGGUACAGAAGAUGGGCUGGCUGAUAUCCCCAAACAAAAUUUUGAUGCUUCAUUGGACUUGAUGGACCAUAAGCAAGAUGCAGUUGUAUGUGGAGGGAGCACUUGGGAAAGAUUGCUACAUAGUUUUAGUGAUACUAAGAAUUGUGGUGCUACUCGCAGUCACAGUUUUUCAUCAGCCUUUGAGAUACCACUUGAUAUUAUACUUGACAAAUGCUUACUGCAGGAAAUCAUGCUUCAAUACAAGUAUGUUAGCAGACUAACCAUCAACGUGCUUGAGGAAGUAUUUGAGUUGCAAGAGCAUCUUUUGGCACUGCGCCGAUAUCAUUUUAUGGAGUUAGCAGACUGGGCAGAUUUGUUCAUCUUGUCUCUUUGGCAUCAUUGGUCUGUUACAGAAGCAAAUGAGAGACUCUCAGAAAUUCAAGGUCUACUUGAGUUGGCCAUUCAGAAGUCUUCUUGUGAACAAGACCCUAAUAAAGAUAGGUUGUUUGUGUACAUGAAAGGACAUGGAAAAUUACCUCUUUCCAAUUCUGCUAUAGGGGUACGCUCUUUCGAUUUCUUAGGACUAGGUUACCGCGUGGAUUGGCCGCUCAGUAUUGUUUUGACACCUGCUGCAUCUAAAUUAUAUGCUGAUAUAUUCAACUUUUUGAUACAAGUGAAGCUUGCCAUUUUCUCAUUGACUGAUGUAUGGCGCUCAUUAAAGGAUUUGGUGCAUACAACUGAGAAGGAUCUAAAUUCUGAACUACACCAUGAUGAGACACAACAUCUUAAUAUAUUGACCAUGAUGAGGCAUCAGAUCAACCAUUUUGUAUCUACUUUGCAGCAGUAUGUAGAAUCACAAUUAUCUCAUGUGUCAUGGUGCAAGUUGCUUCAUUCCCUUCAGCAUAAGGUGAAAGAUAUGAUGGAUCUUGAGUCAGUGCAUAUGGAAUAUCUUGCUGAUUCAUUAUGCAUAUGUUUCCUCUCUGAUGAUACAAGGGCAGUAGGCGGCAUUAUUGAAAGCAUUUUGCAAUGUGCACUUGAUUUCCGAUCUUGUCUUACAGUUGGUGUUUGGAGGACUGGAAGCAGUUGGGAAAAUUUAUCGGGCAAACUUUCCAAAAUCAAUAUACCUCAGGUGCUUUCCAUAAAGCAGAAGUUCGAUAGAAGCCUAAAAGAAUUGCACAAUUGGUAUAUUAAGGAACCUAAACAUGGGAAAUUUGGGCGUCAUUUCUGGGAAUCUCUCGAUUAUAAUAAAUAUUAUUCACAUGUCAUCAAUGAAAUGGGGCAGUAUGGAAUCUGAAGUUCGUCAGCAGUUUCGAUGAAUUGAUGGCUAUGUACUAUCAACCGAGGAGUAGAAGCUAGCCCCAAGAGUUUUUGCCCUCUGUGUGGCUGGGUGUUUUCAAAAUCCUCUCAGCAUUUCCAAGAUACAAUUGAUAUGGAUAUCUGGAAUGGAUAUAUGGUAAUUGGUAAGUGCCUAGACUGAUAAUGAAGGCAACGAAGACGCAUGUCUCCAGAUGAAUUUGCAGACAGCACGGCAGUACAACUGAACUGUGAGGAUUUCGUUGGAUUUGAUGAUACUAUGCAUUGGAUGACAAGCAAAGGAGGCACUGAAGGACUGCAAAGGCACUGAGGAACCAAGAAUGAAAGCGACCAAGACAAGGCACAAGACAUCUUUGGCCAUCUUAGUUAUUGCUACAAUUUCAAGUACUUUGAUUUUGUUGCAACGAUUUCCAUAGCUGAUAACCCCAAAACCGACCAUCAUGUUUCAGCAGAUGAUGACUCGACCGUUCUUAUAUUUUGCUUGUUUUGAAUGCUUGACAAACAAUGACUAGAGAGAGAGAGAGAAAGAGAGAGAGAGAUCCAACUAAAAAUAUAUUAGAAUAUUAGGCGAUGAUGGUAGAGUGUGUGCUUAUGAAUUUAUUUAUUUUUAAAAUUCCUUUUUCAUUAUCGACGGUAAGGAAGCCCGAAUCUUACUCAGAGGAUCUCUUUUCCGCAUGAAGAGUGCAAUUUAUUCUGCAUUUGACAUAUGUAAAAUACUAAAAUUUAAAAUUUAAUUUUAAAAUGA